Pan troglodytes (chimpanzee) is the source of this 1226-nucleotide messenger RNA. It is a transcript of the gene GZMB, whose product is annotated as granzyme B. NCBI's taxonomy places the organism in Eukaryota, Metazoa, Chordata, Mammalia, Primates, Hominidae. The record is from RefSeq and is a predicted model, not a curated record. The coding region runs from base 268 to 1110 and encodes 280 amino acids. Gene Ontology annotation, molecular function: serine-type endopeptidase activity. Gene Ontology annotation, biological process: proteolysis. The transcript is spliced from 6 exons. Gene Ontology annotation, cellular component: intracellular membrane-bounded organelle; cytoplasm.
ACCUCUUCUUCCACUUUCAUUUCUGUGUGCCUGAAGUGUGAAGAAGGGUCCUCCCUCACCUUUCCUGGCAUUCGAUCCCAGGUGUUUGUGGUGAGCCUAUUGGAGAGCCCACCCGUGACUGAUGUGUCACAAGAAGGGAUGUGAUGCCAUGGCUGAGAGCUAAAAGAGAGCAAGGAGAAAACAACAGCAGCUCCAACCAGGGCAGCCUUCCUGAGAAGAUGCAACCAAUCCUGCUUCUGCUGGCCUUCCUCCUGCUGCCCAGGGCAGAUGCAGAGCAGGAAAUUGAAGUCCCUUCCUCCAGGCCACUCCCAACUCCAGGCUAUCCCAGGCUCCCAAAUGCCCAGGAGUUCUGGAGCCACCAAGCAGGUGCCCACCCAGAAGAUUCCAUGGGUGCACACAAGCAGACAGACUUUUCCUUCAGGGGAGAUCAUCGGCGGACAUGAGGCCAAGCCCCACUCCCGCCCCUACAUGGCUUAUCUUAUGAUCUGGGAUCAGAAGACUCUGAAGAGGUGCGGUGGCUUCCUGAUACGAGAGGACUUCGUGCUGACAGCUGCUCACUGUUGGGGAAGCUCCAUAAAUGUCACCUUGGGGGCCCACAAUAUCAAGGAACAGGAGCCGACCCAGCAGUUUAUCCCUGUGAAAAGACCCAUCCCCCAUCCAGCCUAUAAUCCUAAGAACUACUCCAACGACAUCAUGCUACUGCAGCUGGAGAGAAAGGCCAAGCGGACCAGAGCUGUGCAGCCCCUCAGGCUACCUAGCAACAAGGCCCAGGUGAAGCCAGGGCAGGUGUGCAGUGUGGCCGGCUGGGGGCAGACGGCCCCCCUGGGAAAACACUCACACACACUACAAGAGGUGAAGAUGACAGUGCAGGAAGAUCGAAAGUGCGAAUCUGACUUACGCCAUUAUUACGACAGUACCAUUGAGUUGUGCGUGGGGGACCCAGAGAUUAAAAAGACUUCCUUUAAGGGGGACUCUGGAGGCCCUCUUGUGUGUAACAAGGUGGCCCAGGGCAUUGUCUCCUAUGGACGAAACAAUGGCAUGCCUCCACGAGCCUGCACCAAAGUCUCAAGCUUUGUACACUGGAUAAAGAAAACCAUGAAACGCCACUAACUACAGGAAGCAAACUAAGCCCCCGCUGUGAUGAAACACCUUCUCUGGAGCCAAGCCAGAUUUACACUGGGAGAGGUGCCAGCAACUGAAUAAAUACCUCUUAGCUGAGUGGAAAA